Neoarius graeffei (lesser salmon catfish) is the source of this 3426-nucleotide messenger RNA. It is a transcript of the gene inpp5e, whose product is annotated as inositol polyphosphate-5-phosphatase E. Gene Ontology annotation, biological process: phosphatidylinositol dephosphorylation. NCBI's taxonomy places the organism in Eukaryota, Metazoa, Chordata, Actinopteri, Siluriformes, Ariidae. The transcript has 11 exons. Gene Ontology annotation, molecular function: inositol-polyphosphate 5-phosphatase activity. The record is from RefSeq and is a predicted model, not a curated record. The coding region runs from base 611 to 2551 and encodes 646 amino acids.
GAUGUCAUCGGCAGGUUCCCCUUCUUGUGUACCACGUGACGUGUGACGUGGCACAUAUUAUCAGCAAUGGCGGAUAGAACGCGAUAAAAAUAAUACCAACUAGACAGGGACACUCUAACCAGUGCAAACCCCGCCUUUUCCCUAUUAAAAUACAUUGGGCGAAAAUUUCGAAGUUCUGCCAUGACCUUGACCUUUGACCUCCAAAAUUUAAUGGUUUCCUUCCUGGGUGAUUGGCAACACAUGUACAAAAUUUGGUCCAAAUCGAUCCAUUGGUUCUUGAGAUAUCUUGCAGACAGACAGACAGAUACACACACACAGACUGACGCAGGUGAAAAUAAUAACCCCUCCGACUACUGUCGGCGGGGUUAAUAAAUCUAGCUAACUGAAAGACUAACUCAAUUUUUCGCAAUUUUUUUGGCCCCCAUAUACGAGGAGAAAUGACUCUCUCACUUUGGGGGUUUCCUGGUCUAAAAAUAGACCGACACGUGGUACACAAGAAGGGGAACCUGCCGAUGACAUCACGUUUCACUACCACGCGGAAAUUAAAAGGAAUGUGAACAUGUGAUGGUCAUGGCACUUGUUCGUGUCUGAAAAUAAGUGGGAGAGUAGAAUGAAUGAGAAUGAAGAGCCCAUCGUCCCGUUCCACCCUGUUGAAGUACAGUCAGAAGAUGCAGUCUGUAGGAAUGAUACAGCUAACUUCAGCGUAGAAGUGGCAAAUCACAGAACCAACAAAGAGCAACUCCGUGGUAAGAAGUCGUCUCAUGAAGUUCUUCAAAUCUCUCAAGAUGAGCAAAGGGAGGAAGACAAACUUGGUCCCUACAUACCUCAUCCACCCUUACUUCCCAAGCCUCCUUGUGUUGCGAAAGGAAGUAGGAACAUGUCGUUUGAGGAAAAGAAAAAGGGGAGACGACUGAGGAGCAGUCAGGAGAGCCUCACUGACCCGGCCGAGAUGACCUCUUCGACCGACUCCCUUAGGGAAGUCUCCACUUUUCUUGCACCAAGUAGCCAUAUGGUUUUAAAGAAUGGCCAGAACUCUGGAGAAAAUCAUUUUGAUCAAAUGGCCUGGCAAUCCCCACCAUUCCGGGAUCGACGUAGCAGCUUCCCUGAGGAGGACAAAUGCCCUCCUGGCCAAAGCCAUCUUUCUGGGCAGCAUCCAAAACCUUCCAAAAUAAUUCUUGCCCCACUGCAGUCUGCAGGAUCCUUUCCUCCGCUGGAGUACAGUAUUGCCUCCAUGUCCUUAAGGACUUCUAAUCAGAUUGACAGGGAUUGCUUGGAUUAUAGGAACGGGAGCCUGCAAGAGAAGUUGCAAAAGAACCUCAGUGACAGCCAGCUUUGGGACACCAUGGUGUCGGACAGCACCUCGGUCAAUUCCAUGAAGUCCACCUUCAGCGUCCUCAACCCAAUCCGACCCAAGGAUGUGAGGAACAGGAGCUUUUUGGAGGGCAGUGUGCUGGGCAACGGAGCCUUACUCGGGGCUGAAGAGUUGGACCGGUACUUUCCCAGCAGGCAAAUUGGGAUUUACGUUGCCACAUGGAAUAUGCAGGGAGAGAAGGGGCUUCCAAACAACCUAGAUGACCUGUUGCUCCCAACAGACACUGAUUUUGCACAAGAUCUCUAUAUCAUUGGAGUGCAAGAAGGAUGCCCUGAUAGGAAGGAGUGGGAAAUCCGUCUGCAAGAAACUCUGGGUCCGCACUAUGUGAUGCUGUACGCAGCUGCACAUGGAGUGCUCUAUCUCACCAUCUUCAUACGCAGGGACCUCAUAUGGUUCUGUUCGGAGGUGGAGCAUGCUACCGUCACUACUCGGAUCAUCUCGCAGAUUAAGACCAAAGGGGCAGUGGGAAUCGGCUUCACUUUCUUUGGGACAUCUUUCCUUUUCAUCACAUCACAUUUUACUUCGGGAGACUCCAAAGUCUAUGAAAGGAUACUGGACUACAAUAAGAUAAUAGAAGCUUUAGCUCUUCCCAGGUGCCUUCCUGACACCAACCCUUAUCGUUCAGUUGCCUCGGAUGUGACUACUAGAUUCGACGAAGUCUUCUGGUUCGGGGAUUUUAACUUUCGGCUUAGUCAAGACCGGGGAAGAGUGGAAGCCAUUUUGAACCAGCUGACUGGGAAAAAUAUGGACGCCCUGCUCCAGCAUGAUCAGCUGUGCAAAGAAAUGAAAGAUGGUUCCAUCUUCAAAGGAUUUCAGGAAGCUCCAAUCCACUUCACUCCCACGUACAAGUUUGACAUCGGCUGUGAUGUUUACGACACAACAUCCAAGCAGAGAACGCCAUCGUAUACAGAUCGAAUCCUUUUUAGGAGCAGACAGGUAGAUGACAUCAAGGUGGUUAAGUAUACAUCCUGCUCAUCUAUCAAGACCUCUGAUCACCGGCCUGUCAUUGGCAUGUUCCAGGUCAAACUCCGGCCUGGUAGAGACAACAUUCCAUUGGGAGCGGGCUUAUUUGACCGAGCCGUGUACCUGGAAGGCAUCAGGAGGAGGAUUACGAGAGAAUUGAAGAGGAGGGAGGCUAUGAAGAACCAGAGCAAUAGCACCGUCUGUUCUAUCUCCUGAUCCAGGGUCAGCAGACUCCAGACCGUAUCUUCUAUAUUCUGAGCUACUAACUCAGGAAGCUGGACUUUCCGGACCCAAGGGAGGCUCAGAACUAUGGGAGAUAAAGUGUUUAACUCCCCAUCCAGGAGCUUGAAAGGAGGCUGUGCCUUAUCAUUCAAGGUCUUUGGUUAGAGCUGGAAAUGUUUGAGAACACUACACAUUCUGUAGAAAGUGGUGAACAUGUAUAGCUGAAAAUGAAGGGAACAUAACAAUGACCUCUUUAUAUCUUGUGCACUACAUUUUACCCAGCAUCAGUGUGAGAGCUUAUAUUUAAGAUCGUCUGAACGAUGUUAUACAACUCACUUUUUUUUUUCCCAAAACAACGCAGUGUUUUAAGGGCCUUACACAGAUUAGCAGCUCGACUAAUGAACACAUUUGUUACCAGAACUAAUUGUGGUUUGUUUAAAAUAUUUUAUUUCAUAGAUCUAGUUUAAAUUCUGCCAAAAUUGCAUUUUGGUUUCCACCAGUGAAAAGUGGUCUCUGUAACAAUGGAAAUGUGACCCAUCAUCCUGUUCAGUCAGAAAUUGUUACCUUGCAGAAAAUACAACCGAGACUGAACGCAAGGUUUUUAUCUAGGACAUCUGUUUAUUGCCUUAAAUUCUUAUACAAAAUAACUCUCUUUUACUUGAUGUCAUCUGGCCAUUUGUACAGGACUAAGGACUGAUUUUUUACUAAGUAUUCCUCGUGGGUGGGCCACAAAUAAAAACGUAUCCCAGUCCCCACUCUCGAUGGAAAGUGCCUGAGCUGCUCUUGCUUUUCUAGAACAUUUUGUUUCCACCUAAAUAACAGCAUGUUUUUAAUGUUGACAGUGUUAUGUAACAUAAACUAUGACUGAA